AUGCUGGACUGGAGAUUGGCAAGUGCACAUUUUAUCCUGGCUGUGAUGUUGACGCUGUGGAGCUCAGGAAAAGUGCUCUCAGUGGAUGUCACAACAGAGACCUUUGAUUCUGGAGUCACAGAUGUGCAGUCACCACCCACAGUCAGGGAAGAGAAAUCAGCCUCUGAUCUGGCAGCAAAACUCUUGUUUCUUGAUGAACUCGUGUCUCUGGAGAAUGAUGUGAUUGAAACAAAGAAGAAAAGGAGCUUCUCUGGCUUUGGUUCCCCCUUGGACAGACUCUCAGCUGGCUCUCUAGAGCGCAAAGGUAAACAGAGGAAAGUAGUAAAUCAUCCAAAAAGACGAUUUGGUAUCCCUGUGGAUCGGAUUGGUGGAAAUCGGCUUUCAAAUUCCAGAGGCUAAUUGAUUCCAGUAGCGCAACUUCCUUGGGUAAAAUGUCACAGAGAUAUGGAAGAUGCUUCAGUGAAGUUCUUCACACUCUUUAAUAAUUAAACUUUUAAGGAACUGACCUUCUGCAAAUCCUUUCCAAAGCUUGAACUUCAGUCCAUCACAUCACAGUAUUGUUACAGUUUCAAUUAAAUUAUGCAGGUCAUUUCAAUGCAUGGAUGUUUUUAAAAUACAUUUUUUAGUUAUUCAGGAAUGGUUACUUGGUCCCAAAUCUUACUUUUCUAAGAAACAAUCAAAACACACGGUACAGUGAAAUGCUUUCUCUAUGCAUUUACCAUUUACACUUAUGCAGUUGGAGAAUAAUAACUGAAGACUGAUUUGUUCUGUAAAAUUAGGUCCAAUCUGUUUGCUCAUUAUUGGGAAACAAGGAAAGACAAUGCUGUAUGUUUUCUCUUGAAUACUUUUACUUCUCUCUCAUCCUUUGUCUGUGAGCCUCUUGGGUAAUGAUUACAAAAUUAGGCUUCUCUUAUUAUAUUCAAAUUUCAGUUAGGCUCAACCAAAUAAAACACAGCCACAGUUCCAGAAACAAGAGGAAAAAGAUCUCUGAGCAAGGAAAAAACAGCAGUAAUUAAGCCAAUAAACUUUAUCCUCCCAAAGAACUGAGAAAAUUCCUGCAGGUCAGAGAAUAUUGAUUUAGAACUAGGAAGUGAAGGAUAUUACUCAUUUGUCAAGUCUGGAUAUUCCGUGUCCACUAACAACUUUCCAUUUCUCUAAAUUACAACUGAUAGUUAAUUAAGAGCAGUAGUGUCUGAUUAUGAGGAGAACAACUACACAAGGAAGUAACAUAUGAAAGUAUGGGGGAAGUCAAAGAAUCAUGAGGCAGUAAGCCACCAGAGCAGUCUGGGUUAAGUACAUAUAAUUUUAGCACAGCCCAUUUUAGCAUAGCACAAUAAACCAUCUUUUUGAUGUUACUGACUCAACUAAGAAACUGUUUAAUCUGUUUCAUAUACUGUGUUUAAUAAGGCAUUGAAGAGUAUAAUGUGUUUGAGAAUGAUUUCUUUAAAAUGAUUCAAAUUAUUUUUAAUUGACCUAUCAAUUCUCAGUUCUCAGCAAUAACUGUGAUGUUACUGUAAUUUAGGCACGUAAAACCAUUGUGCAUUGGAUAUGCUUUCAAAACAUGAAGAUAACAUAGUCCUUGGACCAGAGAUUUGGCAUAAGUUAGGAGAAGUUUCUAAAACCUCUGGAAAGCACUUCUUUAAACUCUAACAAUCACUGUCAAAUAGACCUGAUAUGUGGGAGGAAAACAGUUUGCCCAGUAGAGCAGAGGUUUAUUUUAGCAUAAAAAGGAAGAGUGUUAUGAGAAGGUACAAUCAUAUUAGAAGAAGAGAGAAAUAGGUAGUUAUUAAUCUUAACUAAAAAUGAAUUAAUAUACAAUCCAAAGAAUAAAAUAAAUGCAAAGAAAUAUAAAAAUGAACCUAUGUACUUAAAAUACAGAGUGGUUUUGUAUAUAACUUCUUAGUUUUGGGGAAAACUUUCCAACUGCCAGAAAUCUUUAAGGGUAGGAAAAAACAGUAAAUGAAUAAUUCUUUUAAUUACAAUAGAGGUGCUGUAGCAAAGAGAAAUGAAUUUUGAGAAAGCUAACCAAUUCUGCUUUUCAUAAACUUACAUUAGAAAGUUAGCAGUGGUACAUGGGCAAAUACCCUGCAGGACUCACUGUUUGAAAGAAUUAUUUAAGAAGAAGAUAUCAUAACUUCUCUUGCCCACCUUUCCCCAACCUUCUGAUGAAUUACAAAAAUGUAUGCUUUUUCUUGGAAGCUCUUUCCCUUUUCUCCCAUUUGGAUAUUUGUAAGCCUCUAAUCCAACUGGGUGUUACUUCUUCAUGCUUUGACAAAAGGUAUUACAACCUCCUUUAGCCUAAAAAUUUCUCUUAGUGAAGACUUAAAGUUGGACUAAACAAGUUUAUUUCCUAUCAUAUAUUUUUAAUUCAAAAUUAUGCUUAUGGCAUUCAAUUUAAUUAAAGUA
Diceros bicornis minor is the source of this 2406-nucleotide messenger RNA. It is a transcript of the gene OSTN, whose product is annotated as osteocrin. The record is from RefSeq and is a predicted model, not a curated record. Gene Ontology annotation, molecular function: signaling receptor binding. Gene Ontology annotation, biological process: hormone-mediated signaling pathway. The coding region runs from base 1 to 399 and encodes 132 amino acids. The transcript has 4 exons. NCBI's taxonomy places the organism in Eukaryota, Metazoa, Chordata, Mammalia, Perissodactyla, Rhinocerotidae.